GCGCCGCGCCGUAGCCGUCGCCAUGGAGACGGGCCUAGCGGCCUGACCCAGGCCAGCGCACGGGAGGCGCUUGGAGCCACCGGCCUGGCCCUGAGCGCGCCCCGCGGGAUGAGGCAGGAGCGGGGUGCCCAGAGCCGCCUUUCACUGCGGGGAAAAGAAAUCUCUCAUGAAAAUAAUCGAGGGUCAGCUUUUUGACUUUUUCUGAAGUCAGACAACUGCAAGUGUAAUGAACAUCUGCAACAAACCUCCUAAUAAGACAGCUCCAGAAAAGGAGGGUGAAGCAACUGUUGAAGUCCAAUCUCAGCACACCCGAAGGAAUGGCUGGAGCUGGCCUCUACAUCCCUUCCAGAUUAUUGCCUGGUUGUUAUAUCUCUUCUUUGCUCUGAUUGGUUUUGGAAUUCUUGUGCCUCUCUUGCCUCACCACUGGGUGCCUGCUGGAUACAUUUGUCCAGGAGUGUUUUUUAUCUGCCACCUAGUGGUUCAUUUCACUGCAGUCUCCAUUGAUCCAGCUGAUGCCAAUGUGCGGGAGAAUAAGUACCUAGGGCAGCUGGCCACUUUCAGCCGUACCCAACAUGCUCAUGUCAUUGAAAACCGUCACUGCCAUGUCUGUGAUGUGGAUGUAAGCUCCAAGUCGAAACACUGUGGAACCUGCAACAAGUGUGUCUGUGGCUUUGAUCAUCAUUGCAAAUGGCUCAAUAACUGCGUGGGGGAAAGGAACUACUGGCUCUUUUUGAACAGCGUGGUAUCUGCCAUCCUAGGCCUCGUCCUCCUGUUGCUCAUUGCAUUCUAUGUCUUUGUGGAGUUCUUCGUUAACCCCAUGAUGCUGCGCACCAACCAGCACUUUGAAGUAUUAAAGAACGACACGGACAUCUGGUUUGUGUUUCUACCUGCAGCUCCCAUCGAGACCCAAGCUCCUGCCAUUUUGGUCUUAGCUGGGAUUCUCAUUCUUCUGGGCCUGCUGACUGUGAUCCUGUUAGGUCACCUGCUGAUCUUUCACAUCUAUCUUAUGUGGAACAAAUUGACCACCUAUGAGUACAUUGUGCAGCAGCGUCCCCGACAAGAGAUGAAGGAGGUCAACAAACAGCUGGAGUCUUGUCCUCCCCCGGUGAGGCCCACUCAGCCUUUCAAAGUUCUGUGUCCACAACGAUGGAGCAGACCCUGUGCUCAACUCUUCUCCUGAGCUCCCAGCUCUUCAGUCCAUAGUCCACCCCCAGCAGCAGAAGAAGCGGAAGAAGAAAAAGGUGCGUAAGGUUCCACCCUCAGUCGUGGAUGAAAGGUCCAAGACAAGCAGUCAGCCCAGACGCCCUCUCCCAGCUACCCAACCAGAAUUUUCAGCCACUGCUGCCAUCUCAUCAUCCUCCCACAGCCUUCAUCUCCCUAUGCCAGCUUUCCCUCACAGAGUUCCCAGGCCUGCAAGCAGCAUUGGCCAUGUCCAGGCAGCUGGACCUCCUGUUGAAUACCACUCAGAGUCUGCAGAGUCCAUGGAUGAGAUCCCUGUGGCUCAGACCCGCCUGGGGAGCGCUGCCCCUACGGGGGCUUCCAACAAAAGCCUUAACAACUUUCACCAUCAUUCCUUGUCCACAGCCCAUGCCAGAGGUGAUGGGGAGAAGAAUCUAUAUUCUGGGCACCUGGUACAAUGGAAAAGCUGCCAGAGAGCCAGUGAUGGGGAACAAGAGCUGGAACUGCUCUCUAAGAUACCUGCUGUGUUUGUGAGUGAGAGCAGUGGUGAGCCUCCAGUCCCACCUGGUGAGAUAGUAUCCAAGCCCCAUCACAGGAAGUGCACUAGCAAACAGCAUGUGGAUGAGCAGGACCCACACUUGUGGGACAUGAGGACAAACACAAGAGCAGCUUAGGCAUCCGCCUUCCAAAGCUUACUUUCCAGGAUUUUGUCUUCAAGGGAAGGGAAAGGAGGUUGCUCACUCUACAAAUAUGUUGGUGUCCAAAGAUGUUGAUUCCAGUGACUCACCUUAUUCCAUGGAGUCAACUGAGUUCAGAUUCUUUGAUGGAAAGAUUCUUCUUUCCAGCAGACCAAGCCGCAGAGCAGAAGGAGACCUGUUGUGCCACCUUCCUGACUACUGCCUGCUUCAAGAUCAGCAGCAUGUGCAUCAGAGCAGGGUGAGAUGUUAGCAACUCAGCUUCCUUCCCAUUACCCUGGGGAAGCAGUGGGUGUCGUUGGGGCACAGACUGUAAUAUGGGGACUUCAGGUGUUCCCCAAUAUACUGGAGAGCCCACGCCCAAACUGUGGUCACCACCAGACUGCAAUGAGACAUUUAUUGCUGCCACACCAGAGGCAAGAACUACCACGGUGACAGCUCAGAGAAUUCUGCUUACCUUGGCACAUUACUAUGGAGUACUAUGGAAAUCUGCUUCCCCUAGGCAGAAGGACACUACCUCUCCAACUGAAACGUGUGCUGAAUCCACCAACAUCCUGGCCUUCUGGAAAGUUCUUCUCCGUUAAUGUUGUUAGAUGGAGUAUGUGUGAAAGAGGGGUGCAUUGAGCCCAGAUCUCUGAGGAUUGCUUUCUCACCAUCUCUGUGCAUUGGCUUACCUUGCAAAGAACCUGGAUUGGGAUGGUUUGACCCCUCAGAGGGUUGAGUGACCCAUAUGUGCUAGCCACCGAAAUUAACAUGCUUAAAUCUCCAAGAGGUGAUUCCUAUGGUCUCAGUCCAGAAUGCAGUUUCCCUCUUUUAUACUGCCCAUUAGUAACAUGGGUCUUUGAGCAUGAUGGGCAGCACAUGUGUUCGUGUGUGAGCAAUAUCUGUAGGGCACUCAGCCUGAAAGCAGGGAUAGAGCCAUCAUACCACUGGUGUAUCACUGCUAGGUAAUGCCCUUGUAGUGUUCUUUCCACUUCUCUCAUCUGUCAUUGUCUGUAUCUGUCAUCUAGAUGAAAUUCACCUUGUGCAAACUCUGUGCUUGAAAUGAUCAGAAGGCUGAUUACUCCCAUUGGCUUGGAAAGGGCUGGAAAAUUCUCUCAAACAGUAGCCACUGAAUCACAACUUAUUCUUUAAUGUUCCCUCCUCAUGCAGCAAUAUUCUGAGUCUUGUUGUGUGGAGCUCCAUAAUCAGCUCUGUCCGCAAUAAAAUUUUCUAUGACCUUUGCUA
Molecule: messenger RNA, 3101 nt
Organism: Trachemys scripta elegans
Lineage: Eukaryota; Metazoa; Chordata; Testudines; Emydidae
Gene: ZDHHC1
Product: zinc finger DHHC-type containing 1
Biological process (GO): protein targeting to membrane; peptidyl-L-cysteine S-palmitoylation
Cellular component (GO): Golgi apparatus; endoplasmic reticulum
Molecular function (GO): protein-cysteine S-palmitoyltransferase activity
Source: RefSeq, a predicted model, not a curated record